AUGAGAAAAUUGCAUGGUCUCGGUCCGAAGUGUGAGGCUUUUGACUGCCUUGCGUCUCAAAGGUUGCGAUAUAUUCUGGGGACCAGCAAUGCCGAUACUGUCAUUUGCUCCCCCAAGACACACGCCAGCUGCGUUGAGGUCGCUGAGAACCCCAUAGUCUCGAAGCAAGACGCAUUCACGGAUGACGGAGGGCAUGAUAGCUGGGGUCAGCCACUAGUCACUGCCAACAACAUCGCGUAUGUGGCCUUCACCUCGGGGUCGACCGGCACGCCAAAGAGUGUGGUGAUUGAGCAUGGCAUGAACCACUCGAUGCUCAAAGGUUGGGAGUCCUUGUGGUCGAUUUGCUCCACAACCAGAUGCCUGUGGUUCUCGUCUCCUGCUUUCGAUGCGACCAUUCUCGAAGUGCCUCUGAUGCUAGCUGCUGGCGGUCGUAUCUGUAUCUCUUCUGAUGAGGAGCGGAUGAACAAUCUGGAGGGAGCCAUGUCAGAUAUGAAGGUCAAUUGGAGCUUCUUCGUCCCAUCCGUGGCUCGAACUCUUUCGCCAUCGGAGAUCCCAGGCCUUCGCCUGCUCGUUCUUGGAGGGGAAACACUCGCUCCGUCAGACUUGGAAAUGUGGCUUCCACAUGUCGAGCUGCACAUCGCAUACGGCCCCACUGAGUGCACUGCCAUGACCACCAGUCGUCAAGUGACGGCCCUGGAUAUGAACCGGAUCAAUAUCGGUCACGCUCCGGCGGCAACUUGUUGGAUUGUCGAGACCCCGAUAAUCACAAUCAGCUUCGACCAGUGGGAGCCACUGGAGAAAAUGGCCGCUGCAUUUGUGGAAAACCCAACAUGGGCAUCUGACUUUCCUGGUCUUUCUGUCAGCCAGCUGUACAAGUCUGGGGAUCUGGCGCGCUUCGACCCAGAUGGCAUUUUGAUUUACCUCGGACGAAAAGACCCACAAGUCAAGAUCAACAGACAGCGCAUCGAGCUGCAAGAGAUCGAGCAAUGUGCGAAGCAGCAUCUUCCCAACAUGGAGGCGGUCGCUGAGGUUGUGUCUUUCCAACACAAUAAAGGCUCCAAGCUUGCAUUGUUCACCUGCUUGGCUGCCGGUGAAAUCAAAAUGUCACUCAGCGAGAAAGAAGGUGGAAUCUUUCUUCCUCCUGCCGACUCCGACAACUUCCAACGUGAGAACUUGCGCAAGCACCUCAAGCAAUCCUUAGCGCCCUACAUGGUCCCUUGGCUUGUCAUCCCUUUGAGCUAUCUUAUUGACCGAGUUUGA
Messenger RNA from Penicillium brevicompactum, 1260 nucleotides. Its product is annotated as non-ribosomal peptide synthetase. The transcript is spliced from 3 exons. The record is from RefSeq and is a predicted model, not a curated record. Gene Ontology annotation, cellular component: cytoplasm. Gene Ontology annotation, biological process: amino acid activation for nonribosomal peptide biosynthetic process; secondary metabolite biosynthetic process. Lineage: Eukaryota; Fungi; Ascomycota; Eurotiomycetes; Eurotiales; Aspergillaceae. Bases 1 to 1260 code for a protein of 419 amino acids. Gene Ontology annotation, molecular function: phosphopantetheine binding.